CUCUCUGGGUGUUUCUUCCUUAAAGUUUAGUUUCACUUUCUCUCACAGGUGUGUUGCAAAUAGUUUUCUCCGUCUGAACCUCCAGCUGAAGAUGAAAGUGUGUGUGAGAUGAGCAGCAUGAAUCAGUGUGAGGACAGAGAGGAGGGAGGCCCUCCCUCUAAAACCACUGGACCUGAACCUGGACCUGGACCUGGACCUGGACCUGGACCUGAGCCCAGCUGUGUGUCCUUCAAGAGUGACCGGUCAAUCGGUCGUUUCAUUGAUUUUAAAGGACAACCAGCUCCUGCUGUAAAGAGAGUCGACCAGGAGAGCUCAGAGGUUCCCAGAGGUCCGUCUGUCCAGCAGCAUCAGACACACCUGGACUCCAUAUUUAUGCUGCUGGAGGAGAACAUUGUGACUUUUGUGAAGAACGAGCUGAAGAAGGUCCACAAGGUUCUGAGUUCAGAUUACCCAGAAUGCUUAGAGAAUCAGAGGGAGGAUGAGGAGGUGUUGGAUGGUGAGGAUGAAGAGCAGAGGAGGAGCAGCAGAGAGGCAUUUCUGAAGAUCACACUUCACUUCCUGAGGAGAAUGAAGCAGGAGGAGCUGGCUGACCGUCUGCAGAGCAAACAUGUUGCUGCAGUUUGUCAGCGUAAACUUAAAUCUGACCUUCAGAAGAAGUUCCAGUGUGUGUUUGAGGGGAUCGCUAAAGCAGGAAACCCAACCCUUCUGAAUCAGAUCUACACAGAGCUCUACAUCACAGAGGGAGGGACUGCAGAGGUCAAUGAUGAACAUGAGGUCAGACAGAUUGAAACAGCAUCCAGGAAACCACACAGACCAGAAACAACAAUCAGACAGGAAGACAUCUUUAAAGCCUCACCUGGAAGAGACGAACCAAUCAGAAGAGUGAUGACAAAGGGAGUGGCUGGCAUCGGGAAAACAGUCUUAACACAGAAGUUCACUCUGGACUGGGCUGAAGACAAAGCCAACCAGGACAUACAGUUCACAUUUCCAUUCACUUUCAGAGAGCUGAAUGUGCUGAAAGAGAAAAAGUUCAGCUUGGUUGAACUUGUUCAUCACUUCUUCACUGAAACCAAAGAAAUCUGCAGCUUUGAAGAGUUCCAGGUUGUUUUCAUCUUUGACGGUCUGGAUGAGUGUCGACUUCCUCUGGACUUCCACAACACUGAGAUCCUGACUGAUGUUAGAGAGUCCACCUCAGUGGAUGUGCUGCUGACAAACCUCAUCAGGGGGAAACUGCUUCCCUCUGCUCGCCUCUGGAUAACCACACGACCUGCAGCAGCCAAUCAGAUCCCUCCUGGGUGUGUUGACAUGGUGACAGAGGUCAGAGGGUUCACUGACCCACAGAAGGAGGAGUACUUCAGGAAGAGAUUCAGAGAUGAGGAGCAGGCCAGCAGAAUCAUCUCCCACAUCAAGACAUCACGAAGCCUCCACAUCAUGUGCCACAUCCCAGUCUUCUGCUGGAUCACUGCUACAGUUCUGGAGGAUGUGUUGAAGACCAGAGAGGGAGGAGAGCUGCCCAAGACCCUGACUGAGAUGUACAUCCACUUCCUGGUGGUUCAGACCAAAGUGAAGAAGGUCAAGUAUGAUGGAGGAGCUGAGACAGAUCCACACUGGACUCCAGAGAGCAGGAAGAUGAUUGAGUCUCUGGGAAAACUGGCUUUUGAUCAGCUGCAGAAAGGAAACCUGAUCUUCUAUGAAUCAGACCUGACAGAGUGUGGCAUCGAUAUCAGAGCAGCCUCAGUGUACUCAGGAGUGUUCACACAGAUCUUUAAAGAGGAGAGAGGACUGUACCAGGACAAGGUGUUCUGCUUCAUCCAUCUGAGUGUUCAGGAGUUUCUGGCUGCUCUUCAUGUCCAUCUGACGUUCAUCAACUCUAGAGCAAAUUUGCCGGUAGAAGAAAAGCAGUCAACAUCCUGGUGGUCUAAACUAUACAGAGACAAACCAACACAUCCCAUCAACUCCCAGGAGUAUGAAGCAAGAAAAAACGAUGUUGCACUGACACAGCACCUCCAGAGUUUUGUAGACGAGGCCUUACAGAGUCCAAAUGGACACCUGGACUUGUUCCUCCGCUUCCUCCUGGGUCUUUCACUGCAGACCAAUCAGACUCUCCUAAAAGGUCUGCAGACACAGACAGGAAGUAGCUCACAGACCAAUCAGAAAACAGUCCAGUACAUCAAGGAGAAGAUCAGUGAGAAUCUGUCUCCAGAGAGAAGCAUCAAUCUGUUCCACUGUCUGAAUGAACUGAACGAUGGUUCUCUAGUGGAGGAGAUCCAACAGUACCUGAGAUCAGGACGUCUCUCCACAGAUAAACUGUCUCCUGCUCAGUGGUCAGCUCUGGUCUUCAUCUUACUGUCAUCAGAAGAAGAUCUGGAUGUGUUUGACCUGAAGAAAUACUCUGCUUCAGAGGAGGCUCUUCUGAGGCUGCUGCCAGUGGUCAAAGCCUCCAACAAAGCCUGUAAGUGUGGAGAAGUUUCUUCAGAAUGCAGUAAAUGUGCUGUUAUUGACCCAAAUAGAAAUAUAUCUUGUUCUGCUCAUUAUUCUUUAUCCAGACUGAGUGGCUGUAACCUCUCAGAGAGAAGCUGUGAAGCUCUGUCCUCAGUUCUCAGCUCCCAGUCCUCUAGUCUGAGAGAGCUGGACCUGAGUAACAACAACCUGCAGGAUUCAGGAGUGAAGCUACUUUCUGCUGAACUGAAGAGUCCACACUGUGUCCUUGAAACUCUCAGGCUGUCAGGCUGUCUGAUCACAGAGGAAGGCUGUACUUCUCUGGUCUCAGCUCUGGACUCCAACCCCUCCCAUCUGAGAGAGCUGGACCUGAGCUACAAUCAUCCAGGAGACUCAGGAGUGAAGCAGCUUUCUGCUCGACUGGAGGAUCCAGGCUGGAGACUGGACACUCUCAGGGUGGAGCCUGCUGGAGUCCGAUGUUUGACACCAGGUCCGUGGAGAUAUUCCUGUGAGCUCACAGUCGACACAAACACAGUCGACAGAUACGUCAAACUGUCUGACAACAACAGGAAGAUGACACGUGUGAAGGACAAUCAGUCAUAUCCUGAUCAUCCAGAGAGGUUUGAGUGCUACUGGCCUCAGCUGCUGUGUAGAACUGGUCUGACUGGUCGCUGUUACUGGGAGGUCGAGUGGAGAGGAAGAGUUUCUAUAUCAGUGAGUUACAGAAGAAUCAGAAGGAGAGGAGUCAGUGAAGACUGUGAGUUUGGAUGGAAUGAUCAGUCCUGGAGUCUGUGGUGCUCUGAUGAUGGUUGUUACUAUGUCUUGCACAAUAACAGAGAAACAGUCCUGUCCUCCUCCUCCUCCUCCUCCUCCUCCUCCUCCUCCUCCUCCUCCUCCUCCUCCUCUGGUAGAGUAGCAGUGUAUGUGAACUGUCCUGCUGGCACUCUGUCCUUCUACAGAGUCUCCUCUGACUCACUGAUCCACCUCCACACCUUCAACACCACAUUCACUGAACCUCUUUAUCCUGGAUUUGGGUUCUUCUGGUCCAGUCCCGGUUCAGUGCGUCUGUGUGGUGUUUAGUGUGCAGAGUCUCCUCCUGUCACAGAAACAUUGUCAGUGCUGAACAGUUGAGUCUGUACAGGAUCACAGUCACAUCAAUCUUUCAGCUUCUUGUAAUAAAUUCAUCAUCAACUUUGUACAAAAUGAUUCAAACUGAUUGAAAAGAUUUUUCAUUUACAUUUUAAACUUCUUCCAUUAAAUUGUGUAAAUUGUGUUGACUUGUACUUUCUGUCAUGUGUUGUUUUGAAUUCUGGCUCUUGUUCCAAUAAAAUCCAGAACUAUUAGUGAAAUGUAAGAAACAGAAAACAUUGACUCGUCUGCAGCUUUAAUUGUAAAGAAUCAUUGUGAACAAAGUUGUGAAUGGACAGUAAAAUAUGAUCAAAUGAACUCGACACUCCACCUGAAACUCUCUGACUUGUUUCAUGUGUUUCUGAUGAUGAAACCAAAAGUUUGAUGGUGUUGGUUAACACAUGUAAUUAUGUCCGUAGUGACGUGAUAAACUGCACAACAUCUGUUCAUUUCUGUGUGAUUAUUAUAUGAGAAGAAAAGACAUUUUAAUGACAA
Molecule: messenger RNA, 4062 nt
Organism: Acanthopagrus latus (yellowfin seabream)
Lineage: Eukaryota; Metazoa; Chordata; Actinopteri; Spariformes; Sparidae
Product: NLR family CARD domain-containing protein 3-like
Molecular function (GO): protein binding
Source: RefSeq, a predicted model, not a curated record